This is a messenger RNA of Lachancea dasiensis, 972 nucleotides long. The record is from the annotation of a GenBank genome assembly. Lineage: Eukaryota; Fungi; Ascomycota; Saccharomycetes; Saccharomycetales; Saccharomycetaceae.
AUGUCUUGGAAUACAAUCGAAUCGGAUGCGGGUGUAUUCACUCAACUAGUGCGUGAUCUAGGUGUCUCCGGAGUUCAAUUUGCAGAAAUUCCAAUAUUGGAUUCACUGCAAGAUCUUACAGGGAUUUUGUAUGGUGCCAUCUUCUUAUUCAAAUACGAUUCAACAGACUACGCCAAAAACGAGCCUUUACAGGGUGAAUACGACUUUGACUAUCCUGACUCGCUAUUCUUUGCCAAUCAGACUAUUCAAAAUGCUUGUGGAACACUGGCUGUACUAAACACCCUUUUAUCACUAUCAAAUGACCAUCAAGAAAUAAAGCUCGGAGAAACGCUUUCAAACUUUCUAAGUUUUACGUCCGCUUUCAAGGACUCAGAGCUACGUGGAGAGAGUAUCUCGAACUCGGACGAGAUCAGAAAUGUUCACAAUUCGUUCUCGAGCCCUGAUCCGUUCGUGAUGGACGAGGCGUCGCAAAAUUCUGACCGCCCCUCCGCCGAAGUCUUUCACUUUGUGAGCUUCAUCGAACACAACGGUGUCAUAUAUGAGCUGGACGGUUUACGCCCGGCUCCUAUAGUACAUCGCGCAUUCCGAAACGAGAAGCAAGAGAGCUCCAAAUUCUCACAGAAUAUCGUAGCCGUAUUGCAACAGCGCAUGGGACUGGCACUGAACUCUGGUGGAAAGUUUUCAGUGAUUGCCAUACAUAGAGACACCAUUGAUCACCUUAACAGUUUGCGAGACCAAGGGGCUCUCACCACCAGUGACUACGACUUCAGCCUAGCUCAGGAAUUGACAAAAAGGGAUGCGUGGAGCAGAGAGAUAUCGUUUCGAAGACAAAACUUAUACGGUAUGGUAUUCGAGCUCACAAAACAAAUUGCUGGCAAUAUGACCGAAAAUGAUUUUGCAAAACAGCUUGCUAAGGCGCAAGAUAAUACUCGUAACCGCAUACAAAGAUACCAUCGGGAGAAUAAUGCGUAA